This is a messenger RNA of Papaver somniferum (opium poppy), 708 nucleotides long. RefSeq lists its product as uncharacterized. The transcript has a single exon. Gene Ontology annotation, molecular function: zinc ion binding; nucleic acid binding. Lineage: Eukaryota; Viridiplantae; Streptophyta; Magnoliopsida; Ranunculales; Papaveraceae. The coding region runs from base 1 to 708 and encodes 235 amino acids. The record is from RefSeq and is a predicted model, not a curated record.
AUGCAUCUGCGCCUCCAAGAUUUCAAGAGUGUAAGUGCAUACAAUUCAGCACUUUUUCAAAUUGUCUCUCGUUUGAAACUAUGCGGUGAAACAGUUACUGAUGUUGAUCUUUUGGAGAAGACUUACUUCACCUUUCAUGCUUCAAACAUUUUGCUUCAACAACAAUAUCGUGAAAGGCAGUUUAAGAACUAUUCUGAGCUUAUCUCUUGCCUUCUAGUAGCUGAGCAGAAUAAUGAGUUGCUACUCAAGAACCAUCAAAGUCACCCAGCAGGUUCAACAAUUGCUCCUGAGAUGAACGCUACAGAAAGCCGUGGAAAUGCCCCUGAAAGCCGUUGUAAAGAACAAGGACGUUCAUUAGAUCCUAAAAAGACCAAUUUUAAGAAGAAGGCUGGUAAUAAUUCUCAUUAUCAUAAGGGGAAGAAGAACGUGUUUCCAAAACACAAAGGCAAACGCUCGCAAAGUCAUUCAAAGCACCAUGAAAGUGUUUGUCACCGUUGUGGUUCACCAGGGCACUGGGCAAAUGUUUGUCGUACUCCAAAGCACCUUGUUGAUCUUUAUCAGGCGUCUAUUAAGGGAAAGGAAAAGAAGGUUGAAACCAAUUUUUCCCAAUAUGACAUACCAAUGGAUAUUGCCCAUCUUGAUAUUUCUGACUUCAAGAAUGAUGGAAAUGAGAUUGAAGACAUGGAUUCCAUUUUCAAUGAUAUCUGA